Molecule: messenger RNA, 1948 nt
Organism: Schistosoma spindalis
Lineage: Eukaryota; Metazoa; Platyhelminthes; Trematoda; Strigeidida; Schistosomatidae
Source: the annotation of a GenBank genome assembly
GUCACUUUUUAGUUUAGCUCUGUUGGUUGGCUGACAGCUUGCUGGAUCUGCUUAAGUGAACGAGAAAUGGAAUCUGCGACUACGAAAAAAGUCUGCUACUAUUAUGACGGUGAUAUUGGAAAUUAUUAUUAUGGUCAAGGACAUCCCAUGAAACCGCAUCGCAUAAGGAUGACCCACAAUCUUCUUCUUAAUUAUGGUUUAUAUAGAAAAAUGGAAGUUUAUAGACCAUCUAAAGCAUACAGCGAAGAUAUGACAAGAUUCCAUAGUGACGAAUAUGUCAAAUUCUUGAAGAAUGUAAGACCAGACAAUAUGCAUGAAUUUAAUAAACAAAUGCAACGUUUCAAUGUUGGUGAAGAUUGUCCAGUCUUUGAUGGACUUUUCGAAUUUUGCCAGUUAUCAGCUGGUGGUUCUAUUGCUGCAGCCGUCAAAUUGAAUAAACAGCAAACUGACAUCGCCAUUAACUGGGGUGGCGGUCUCCAUCAUGCAAAGAAAUCUGAGGCGUCAGGAUUCUGCUAUAUCAAUGAUAUUGUAAUAGGGAUUUUAGAACUUCUGAAAUAUCACCAACGAGUUCUUUAUGUGGAUAUUGAUAUUCAUCAUGGUGAUGGUGUUGAAGAAGCUUUCUAUACUACUGAUAGAGUAAUGACCGUUAGUUUCCACAAGUACGGCGAGUAUUUUCCUGGAACUGGUGAUCUAAAAGAUAUUGGUGCUGGUCGUGGUAAAUAUUACGCUGUUAAUUGUCCACUGAGAGAUGGGAUGGACGAUGACUGCUACGAGCGUAUUUUUAAGCCUGUCGUAACGAAAGUUAUGGAAACUUUUCGACCCGGGGCUGUUGUCUUACAGUGUGGUGCUGACUCAUUAUGUGGUGAUCGACUUGGGUGUUUCAAUCUUAGUCUAAAAGGCCACGGAAAAUGCGUCGAAUUCAUCCGCUCAUUUCCUUUACCUCUUCUUCUUGUAGGAGGUGGUGGUUAUACAAUCCGAAACGUUGCUAGAUGCUGGACUAAUGAAACAUCCAUUGCCCUUGCAACUGAGAUCCCCAAUGAUUUACCAUACAAUGAUUAUUAUGAGUAUUUCGGCCCUGACUUCAAGCUGCAUAUCAGUCCGAGUAAUAUGGCUAAUCAGAAUACUAAUGAAUAUCUUGAGCAUAUAAAAACGAAACUAUUUGAAAAUCUGCGUAUGAUACCUCACUGUCCUAGUGUUCAAAUGCAAGAUAUUCCGGAUGACAUUGUCGAUUUUGAUGAAAAUGAUGCUGUUGCAAAAGAUUUAGCCGAUCCAGACAAGAGGAUUUCAAUAAUGGCUGCAGAUAAAGCCAUCAUGCCUAAUAAUGAGUUUUUCGACGAUCCAGAAGAAGGUUCUGGGCUUGGAGGCACCACACUUCGAUCAGGCAAAUCAGCUUCACGAGAUGUUCAAAAUCACCGAGACCAACCAAAACGCGCACGCACGGAUGAAGAUGCCAGUUCAUCCACCACGAAACCAAACAGUAAAGAAGGAAGUGGGUCUAAAAAGACAGAUUCUACUAGUGACAAGCGUUCGGAGUCCAAAAGCGACUUUGUAGAAAAAAUGGAAGUUGAUUUAUCUAAAAAAGCCAACGGUCUAAUAGAACCGGAGCGAGCUGCUAAUUAACUGGGUUUUUGUCACAUUGUUUAUUCUUAAUAAUUUUUGUAAAUGUCUUUGUCCCUGUCUUCUUUUAUACAAAUAAUCCCCCGUGAUUCAUAUGAAUGUCAUGUUUAUGAUAUCCUGUGUUCAUUGUUUGUUUAACAUCUAACUACAUGUAUUCUUUCUUCUUAUUUUCCGAAAUUGCCUGUCAUAUUGUACGCAUUUAUUCGACUUAAAUACUACUAAAUUGUACAGUUCCUGCAAAAGUAUACCAUUUGCUAUCCUAAUGUUCAGUGAAUUCAAUUUUGCUUAUAUGUUUUAUGAUGAAAGUAGGUAAUAAAAAUUUACAGUAUUC